AAAUAAUGAAAACCAAAGCACUCACACAUGCCAUCCUCACCAUCGAUUCUCUGCCGAUACUUGCUGGAUCAAUAUCAACUCAUCAGAAAGAGAAAAAGAACAGAUUUUUUUCAAUCAAUAAAGAAGAAGACUUCCUUUUUGUAUUGUUGACAUAGCGGUUCUCUGUUUACUUUGGAGUGAGAAUGGCAAAGAAUGUGGGAGUUCUAGCUAUGGAAAUCUACUUCCCUCCUACCUGUGUUCAACAGGAAGCAUUGGAGACUCAUGAUGGUGCAAGCAAAGGAAAAUACACCAUUGGACUUGGACAAGAUUGCAUGGCCUUUUGUACCGAGGUCGAAGAUGUUAUCUCAAUGGGUUUGACUGCUGUUACUUCACUCCUUGAAAAGUAUACGAUUGACCCUAAGCAAAUUGGCCGUUUCGAAGUUGGGAGUGAGACUGUUAUAGACAAGAGCAAGUCCAUUAAGACUUUCCUAAUGCAAAUCUUUGAGAAAUGUGGUAACACUGACAUUGAAGGGGUGGACUCAACGAAUGCUUGUUAUGGAGGGACUGCAGCUCUAUUCAACUGCGUCAAUUGGGUGGAAAGUAGUUCAUGGGAUGGACGAUAUGGUCUUGUUGUUUGUACUGACAGUGCGGUCUAUGCAGAAGGACCUGCUCGGCCAACUGGAGGAGCAGCUGCAAUUGCUAUGCUAAUAGGGCCUGAUGCUCCUAUUGUUUUUGAAAGCAAAUUUAGGGGCAGUCAUAUGUCUCAUGCCUAUGACUUUUACAAACCCAACCUUGCUAGUGAAUAUCCUGUUGUUGAUGGGAAACUUUCUCAAACGUGCUAUCUCAUGGCUCUUGAUACUUGCUAUAAGUAUUUCUGCUACAAGUAUGAGAAACUAGAGGGCAAACAAUUUUCCAUUUCUGAUGCUGACUACAUUGUUUUCCAUUCUCCAUAUAACAAGCUUGUGCAGAAAAGCUUUGCUCGUUUGUUGUUCAAUGACUUCAUAAGGAAUGCCAGUUCUGUUGAUGACAUUGCUAAAGGAAAAUUGAGUCUAUUUUCAAAUUUGACUGGUGAUGAAACCUACCAGAGCAGGGAUCUUGAGAAGGUAUCCCAACAAGUUUCAAAGUCCCUUUAUGAUGCAAAGGUGCAACCAACCACCUUGAUACCAAAGCAAGUUGGCAAUAUGUAUACCGCAUCUCUUUAUGCUGCAUUCGCAUCCCUUAUUCACAACAAACAUAGUGAAUUGGCUGGAAAGCGGGUAAUAUUGUUCUCGUAUGGAAGUGGUCUGACUUCUACAAUGUUUUCAUUGCGACUCCAUGAAGGUCAACAUCCCUUUUGCCUAUCAAACCUUGCAACGGUAAUGAAUGUUGCUGGGAAAUUGAAGUGGAGGCAUGAGUUCCCUCCUGAGAAGUUUGUUCAGACAAUGAAGCUAAUGGAGCAUAGAUAUGGAGCCAAGGAUUUUGUGACGAGCAAGGACUGCGGCCUUUUGUCUCCAGGAACAUACUACCUCACCGAAGUUGAUUCUAUGUACCGGAGAUUCUAUUCAAAGAAGGAUGGGGACUAUACUGUCUGUGAGACUGGAUCCCUUGCUAACGGACAUUGAAGAACCGAGAGGAAGGCGGCUGUGGCUUGUGCUAAGAUGCGUUAUCUCCAUGUGUAUGUUAAAGAAAAAAAAAGUUCAUUUAGCAGUAAAUCCGUUUUCUCAGCUUAUUCUCGUUUUUCCCACCCUAGCUUCUAAUAAGUUAUGUAAGCCAGUUGUGUUAAAACAGAGUAGUAGGCAAGUUCUUGAAGAUUUAAUAAGAUUUUAUUUACAUUCAUACAAA
This is a messenger RNA of Gossypium arboreum, 1800 nucleotides long. RefSeq names its product hydroxymethylglutaryl-CoA synthase-like. The record is from RefSeq and is a predicted model, not a curated record. NCBI's taxonomy places the organism in Eukaryota, Viridiplantae, Streptophyta, Magnoliopsida, Malvales, Malvaceae. Gene Ontology annotation, molecular function: hydroxymethylglutaryl-CoA synthase activity. Gene Ontology annotation, biological process: acetyl-CoA metabolic process. The coding region runs from base 183 to 1580 and encodes 465 amino acids. The transcript is spliced from 12 exons.